AUGAGAGUAACAACUACCCUUCUUUCUUUGUGCCUCCUAAUUGGACCCACUCCCUCGCAAGCACAAGACCACCGAGAUCUAGGAGGGAAUGGCGGAGGAUUUGGAUCUAAGCUAUUGAACUAUUUUUCUAGUGGUGGAAGUCGCCGAGAUAGCUUUCCGGAGGAAGAUUUGGUAAGCAUCACUUGCGAUGCCGAAUUUGCCUGCAGUUGCAAUGGUGGAGAUUCUACUUUUGUUUGCCGAGAAAAAACAUGCAACGAUGGAACAACUCGCAUGAAGGCAAAGUGCGUAAACGUUGCUCGAGCAAGGCCCAAUGAUGUUUGUGGUUGCUGCGGCGAAGAGUGUCCCAACCGAAACAAGUGGAACACUUUUGACCGGUGGGAGAAGGACUUUUACAGCGAGGACGAUUCGGACGAGGACGAGCAAUCGGAGAACUUUGAAGAUAAUCCCGAUCCAACUUCCAGUCCUACUGUCGAACCUAGUCCACAGCCCACGGUCGCUCCUGUUGUGGCUCCGACUGAUGCUCCUGUUCCAGAUCCGACUGAUGCUCCUGUUCCAGAUCCAACGGAACAGCCUUCUAAGCAGGCGUCUGGCAAUCCAACCACUGCUCCGUCCCGACCACCCACUAAAGCUCCAUCGCCAGCACCAACGGUCGCUGGUUCAGAAGCACCAACCGACCCACCAGUCCCAAGACCAAUUGAUCCAAGUCCAAGUACUUCAACCUCUACCCUUGAGGUGACCCAGGAUGAUUCCGACGAACCCUUGCCACCAGGUGCCAUAACGGUCACGGAAUACCUAGGAACCUCCGUCACCUUUACCGUUACUCAAAAGUGGAAGACGUCGGAUAGCAUCAGUUGGAUUGCUCUCGCUUACGAUCAAGCUGCGGGCGAUAUGUUUUGCAAUGAAGACGAUAAACGGACCACGGUAGACUACAAUGAGGUCAACACCUAUACUGCACAAUGCGAUGACAAUACUGCGACGAUUGAUCUUUUCGUCCACGAUGGUAGCUUUUCCGGAUCUCAAGCCAACAUUCGAGGUUGCAAUGGCUGGGGAAAUCCGGAUAAGAUUGCCUAUUACUCCAUCACCUUGUCUUGUGAUGGGUCUAGCGUAGCAGCCACCACCGCUACCGCGACUUUAAAUGAAAAUGGACUUGAAUUUCCGCUGGGCGUAGAGGAACAACUUCCAACGAGCUCACCCACAAUCAGAGGGGCAGCCUUUGGAGGCACCUCUGUCACUGCCGAGCAGCAAGCAGGAGUGGAUGAGGAAAUCAAAAUGAGGAGAAUCUACUUGGGAGCGGGUGCCGGUCUCGUCGUCCUUAUAUUGUUGGCUGUCGCAGUCAAGAUGUGUUGCUUUCGCAAGCCAAGAAAGUCGUGCAGAUGGAGCUGCGUCAAUGAGAAAGAUUCAUUCUGCGAUACAAUGGAACCAGCAGGGGGAUCAAAAUAUUGCUACAUUAUGUUUCCUUCUUCGGUAAUGCGUCAUUCCUCCAGGUUGAUGAUGACACCUCCUUGUUCUUUGCAAUCAUCACCAAGGAUUGUAAAAUCCGUCGUUCCGUCAACGACUUCAAGGUCCUUGUCCACAGCAACGGAUGAUUCAAACACGAGCCUAGCCUUCACUGAUCGAGUGGAAACUACGAUUGAUAAUGAUGGAAUUGCUCGAGUUGUCCUCAAUCGACCAGAUAAACUAAAUGCCUGUGAUCUCGCCAUGUUUGAAGCGGUGGCCGAGACGGCAUCCAAACUACGAGAAGAUCGAAGUCUGAGAGCGGUUCUAGUUAGUGGAAAAGGACGAGCAUUUUGUACGGGAUUAGACGUGAAGUCGGUCGCCAAGAGUCCUCGGCAAACGAUUCGACGACUUCUAGAGCGACCGUCGGGGUAUGGUGUGGAAGGAAAUGAAAUUGGUAAUUUGGCCCAAGAUGUCAGUUAUCUUUGGCGUGAGUUGCCAGUGCCAGUGAUUGCUGUUCUCCAUGGCAUGUGUUUCGGAGCUGGUUUGCAAAUUGCCUUGGGUGCCGAUAUGCGAUAUUCCACUCCCGAUUGUCAAUUGAGUAUCAUGGAAGGAAAAUGGGGCCUGAUACCCGACAUGGGAGCAUCGAUAACUCUUCGAGAAUUGGUCCGAAAGGAUGUUGCAAAAGAGCUCACAAUGACGGGGAGGAUUGUAACUGGAGACGAAGCAGCAAAACUUGGACUGGUCACUUCAAUCCACGAGGAUCCCAUGGAGUACGCUGUGCAGAUGGCACAGAAUCUUGUUCAAAGGUCACCAGAUGCGGUCGCCUCUGCCAAAAAAAUGUAUGAUUCUAGCUGGAACGCAUCCGAAGAAGAGUGCCUAAAGUUGGAAACGGAGUUGCAAGAGAAGCUGAUGAUAUCAUUCAAUCAAAUGGCAGCUUCGGGUCGUGCUUUUGGAGUCGACGUUCCGUAUUGGAAGCGAAAAUAG
Molecule: messenger RNA, 2421 nt
Organism: Cylindrotheca closterium
Lineage: Eukaryota; Bacillariophyta; Bacillariophyceae; Bacillariales; Bacillariaceae
Source: the annotation of a GenBank genome assembly